AUGAGCUUUACUCGCGCAAUUUCAACCAGCCUUGGCGGCACGAUUCCAGCCGCCAAGGCCAAGUACGUACCCACGUCUGGCACCUACCCCAAGGGGUUUUCCGCCGCCGGCAUAUUCUGCGGUGUCAAGCCUGGCAACACAAGCAAGCCCGACAUCGCGCUGGUGACUUCAGACCGAGACUGCUCUGCAGCUGCCGUCUUUACCAAGAACAAGUUCCAGGCGGCUCCCGUGACCUUUAGCCGCAAACUCCUCCAGAGCAAAGCCAACGCUGGCGUCCGCAGCGUCAUUGUCAACUCGGGCAAUGCCAACGCCGUGACCGGCAUCGGCGGCCUUCGAGAUGCCGCCCAGAUGGCCGAGGCGACCGAUCAGCGGGUUGGGAGCAAAAGCUCAACCAUUGUCAUGAGCACCGGAGUCAUCGGUCAGAGGCUACCCAUCGCAAAGAUCCUCCAUCACAUCCCCAUGGCGGUGCAACAAGCUGGGCACCAUCACAGCGACUGGAUGAGCUGCGCCAAGGCCAUCUGCACCACGGAUACAUUUCCCAAGCUCAUGUCCCGGGCGUUCCGCCUUCCCUCGUCGCCAGGCGUGGAGUAUCGGAUUGCCGGCAUGACCAAGGGCGCCGGCAUGCUGGCGCCAAACAUGGCGACGCUGCUAACCAUCUUGGCCACCGAUGCCCCGAUUGCUCCCGCCGUGAUGAAAAACCUUCUUGGGCACGCCGUGGACCGCUCAUUCAACUCCAUUACCGUGGACGGAGAUACGUCCACCAACGAUACUGUGGCUCUUUUGGCCAACGGCGCCGCUGGCGGCAAGCAAGUCUCGUCGGAACAGUCGCCAGACUACGAUGCGUUGCAGACCGUGUUAACCGACUUUGCCACCGACUUGGCCAAGUACAUUGUGCGCGACGGCGAGGGGGCCACAAAGUUCGUCACCAUUCGCGUCGUGGACGGCGCUUCUGAAGAAUCCGCCCGCCAGGUCGCCCGGUCUAUUGCCCUCUCGCCGCUCGUCAAAACCGCGCUGUACGGCAAGGAUGCCAACUGGGGGCGUAUCCUGUGCGCUGCUGGCUAUGCUCUCAUCUCGAAACCUGGCCAGCCGAUCAGCGAUGUGCCCGAGAUUGUGCCCGAGAAGACCCACGUCUCGUUUGUCCCCACGGAUGGGUCCAAGGAGCUCAAGCUGUUGGUGAAUGGCGAGCCCGAGCAAGUGGACGAGGAGCGUGCCAGCGAGAUUCUCGAAAUGGAAGACCUGGAGAUUCUGGUGAAGCUCGGCACGGGCGACAAAGCUGCAGUUCACUGGACGUGCGAUUUCAGCCACGACUACGUCACCAUCAACGGCGACUACCGUACGUGA
Messenger RNA from Ustilaginoidea virens, 1341 nucleotides. RefSeq lists its product as uncharacterized. The transcript is spliced from 2 exons. Gene Ontology annotation, biological process: L-arginine biosynthetic process; L-ornithine biosynthetic process. The record is from RefSeq and is a predicted model, not a curated record. Gene Ontology annotation, cellular component: mitochondrial matrix. Gene Ontology annotation, molecular function: L-glutamate N-acetyltransferase activity, acting on acetyl-CoA as donor; L-glutamate N-acetyltransferase activity, acting on acetyl-L-ornithine as donor. NCBI's taxonomy places the organism in Eukaryota, Fungi, Ascomycota, Sordariomycetes, Hypocreales, Clavicipitaceae. The coding region runs from base 1 to 1341 and encodes 446 amino acids.